Messenger RNA from Paramisgurnus dabryanus, 1892 nucleotides. RefSeq names its product hyaluronan and proteoglycan link protein 3 (gene hapln3). Lineage: Eukaryota; Metazoa; Chordata; Actinopteri; Cypriniformes; Cobitidae. Gene Ontology annotation, molecular function: hyaluronic acid binding. Gene Ontology annotation, cellular component: synapse; perineuronal net. The record is from RefSeq and is a predicted model, not a curated record. Gene Ontology annotation, biological process: cell adhesion; glial cell differentiation; skeletal system development.
GAGAGAGAGAGAGAGAGAGAGAGAGAGAGAGAGAGAAAACCCUAAUACUUCGUCUCGGACGAUGAACAGAGUAGUUAUAGCAAAAGGAGUCUAAGCAGACUAUUUUGUGUUGGACCCUGUUGGAAGGCUGCGGGAUUCCGCGCGAGACCGCGAAUAUGUGGAUUAUACGCCACCUGCUGGUAUUUCUCAUGCACUUUUCACUCGGGAGCUUUGCACAGCGAUUCUCCAACGGAUUCUAUUAUCAGGACAUAGUGAAUGGAAAUGGCAAUGGGGAGAUUUUUUACCACAGAAUUCGUCUCCACGUUGAGUCUCCUGAGCCUCUGGUGUCAGCUGUUCAGGGGAGCAACGUCACCCUUCCCUGUCAUUACCGCUAUGAGCCCGAACUCAGCACGCCCCGCAGAACGCGCGUCAAGUGGUUCUGGCAGCCCGUGCAUAGCGGAGAACAGGAGCGUGACGUCAUGGUGGCCAUAGGUGCACGUCACCGGAGUUACGGAGACUUCAAAGGGCGCGUGCGGAUCCGCCGAAGCGCCCCGGGCGACGCGUCCCUCGUUAUCAACCCGCUACAGUCGGAUGACACUGGGCGCUACCGCUGUGAAAUUAUCGAUGGUCUGGAGGACGAAAGCAUUACUGUGCAUCUAAAGUUUCGAGGUGUGGUGUUCCCCUAUCACUCCUCUAGGGGGCGCUAUCUAAUGAACUUUCACGAGGCUAAAGAGGCAUGUGAACAGCAGGAUGCCCACCUGGCCACUUUUGACCAGCUUUUCGCUGCUUGGGAGGAAGGGUUGGAUUGGUGUAACGCUGGGUGGCUCGCUGAUGGGACAGCGCAAUACCCAGUUUCAGUGCCACGAGAGGCCUGCGGUGGUACUGAAAUGGCUCCUGGUGUAAGAAGCUAUGGCAUUCGAGACAAAGAUCUGGACCGAUUUGAUGCCUUCUGCUUCACUUCGUGCAUAAGGGGGGAGGUCUACUUUCUGGAGCAUCACCCCAAGUUGAAUUUCACAGAGGCUGCAGAGGCCUGUGCCGGUGACGGAGGACGUAUUGCUAAAGUUGGGCAGUUAUAUGCGGCCUGGAGGUUUGUGGGAUUGGAUCAGUGUGAUGCCGGUUGGUUAGCUGAUGGGAGUGUGCGUUACCCAAUCAUAGCUCCAAGAAUGAACUGCGGUCUGACGGAACCAGGAGUGCGGAGCUUUGGGUUCCCUCCAAAGCAUUUAAAACAUGGCGUAUAUUGUUACAAAGUCCGCUGGUGAAAUACAAAAUGAUUUUGAAAUGUUUAAGCACUUCUUUCCAUUCUGUGAAAAAUACAAUGGACAUUUUAGUCAUUCUUUUGUACACUACUGAUACUCAAGUAAAAUUAUCGAAUGUUUUUUUAUGUGGUUUUGUGAAAUGUGCUGGAACUCACAAAAAUAAUAUGUUAAUUGUGCUCAUUGGGAUAUUUACAGUUAAAAAAAUAUGAAUUGGCCAACCAGUAUUUGUGUAGUCAUCAUACAGUACUUAUACAGUAUAGUUCUGCAAUGUUUUGGUGGUGGGGCCUUCUUUUUUUAUUUUCUAACAGAAUCUUCUAUUAAUCUUCCUUCUUAAUAGAAAUCUUAAUGUGACCCUGCCUGUGAAAACAAAGCAUACGUCAUUUUUGUAUAACGUAAAGUGCAUUCUGUGAACAUAUAACCUUGAUAUCUUUAAUAUUGAGUGAUUAAGGUCAUGUCAAAGGUUGAAAUCAAUGUGAAAUCAAUGACUAAAAUCAAACUAAUGCUCUUAAUCUCUUUAUUAGAUUUAAAGACAUUUUACAGACUAGUCCACUAAUACAUUCAUCAGCUACUACCAAAUUUUAUAGCAUAUGCAUGACUGCUUUGUAUUGUGCUUAUCAUUCAAAAAACCAUAGAUCCUCUCAAUAAAUAGUUUUUUUU